AGGCUGGCUCCAUUUAUGGGACAAAGGAAGCUCUCCUACCUGAACUUUUGCCUUCAAAGACUGUCACCAUCACCUCUUGCUCCAGUUUCUCUCUUCAUGAUGAAAUCAGCAGCUCUGGCCUUUUUGGUCCUGGCCAUAUCUAACUGGGCUUUCUAUGUGGCUGCAAAAGCAGAGCAAGUGAAAGGAACACAGGUUGACUGCAGUGGGUACUUCCAAAGGAAGUACAACAGUUUAGCAUGUCCAAGGAACUUAGAUCCAAUCUGUGGUACUAAUCAAAAAAAUUACGACAACGAAUGUUUACUCUGUGACUAUAACUUGAAAAAUAGAUUGAAUAUCAGAAAGCUACAUGAUGGAAAAUGUAUUCGAUGCCCGAAAGAAGAACAGGAAUUUUGUACCUUGGAAUAUAAUCCCCACUGUGGUUCUGAUGGUAAUCUUUAUGGCAAUAAAUGUGACUUCUGCAAUGCUUUUGUGAGAAGCCAGGGUACUCUGACUUUAAGUCGUUAUGGAGUAUGUUGAGGACCAAGAGCAGCAUAUUUCCCAUCUACAAGAAGCUUCCUGGUUUGGACUCCACACAUAAUCCUUUGAUUACCUCUCACCUGGAUUAGACCAUAGUUGCUGAUAUCCCUAACUGUUUGCUGAUUUACUACAACAAUAAAUACUUCUCUGCUUCAGCUCUAA
Molecule: messenger RNA, 678 nt
Organism: Vombatus ursinus (common wombat)
Lineage: Eukaryota; Metazoa; Chordata; Mammalia; Diprotodontia; Vombatidae
Product: double-headed protease inhibitor, submandibular gland-like
Exons: 6
Coding region: 16-516 (166 amino acids)
Molecular function (GO): protein binding
Source: RefSeq, a predicted model, not a curated record